Messenger RNA from Cyphellophora europaea CBS 101466, 1824 nucleotides. RefSeq lists its product as uncharacterized. Gene Ontology annotation, cellular component: P-body. The transcript has a single exon. Gene Ontology annotation, molecular function: translation repressor activity; protein binding; mRNA binding. Gene Ontology annotation, biological process: regulation of mRNA stability; nuclear-transcribed mRNA poly(A) tail shortening. The coding region runs from base 1 to 1824 and encodes 607 amino acids. The record is from RefSeq and is a predicted model, not a curated record. NCBI's taxonomy places the organism in Eukaryota, Fungi, Ascomycota, Eurotiomycetes, Chaetothyriales, Cyphellophoraceae.
AUGGCGAGCAAUAUCAUAGGGAAUCGCAAUAGCACUCCCGAGGCCUCGAAGCCGACCCUUCGCCCUCCCGCUUCUCGAGCUGUGGCCGCCUCAGGCUCCCGCGACAUCCGCUCUUCAGCAGAUAUGACCAGCUUCCCCUCUCCUCUGUCUGCAAGAAAUAUCCGACCAGCCUCAGAAGUCCUGUAUAAUCAGCAAAAUCAAGGCUCGGUGGACGACUCCAACAAGGCAGGCGAGCAGUGGAUUCAAGAUAUCGAGCAGUACGAAACCAUGCUGGAAGAGAUGGCUGCAGCUACCCUGGACCAAGACUUCAAGGAUGAACUGAGCGCAAUUGAGCAAUGGUUCAAGGUUCUCAGCGAGGCUGAGCGAACCGCUGCAACCUAUGCGCUCAUCCAGCAAACCACACAGAUGCAGCAGCGCUUCUUCGCCCAAGUGCUCAAUCAGAUGUCCAAGAGCCAUCCCAUUUCCGGAGUGCUGUCCCCAGCCAACUUUGGCGAGAAGGAUCCCAUGUCGAGCAGGCUCAGUGAUGCCAUGUCGAAACUCAACGUUGAAGGCUCGAGACAUUCAAUGGGCCGUCCACCUGUCUCUCCGGCUGGCAACAAGCGCAACUCCGGCCUCGACCAAUCUACGAUUCAUGCCAUGUUUCCCGACGCCGCAGCUGCCAUUGCCCAGCAGAAAGAAGCGUACGCGCAGCAAACUGGGAAUGCACCACCCUCCAACCGCAACAGCACUGUUGAUCGAAGCUCCCUUGCGGCCCCAACGAUUCAGGCUCCUCGAGAGUCCAAGACGGAUAGCAUGAACUGGAGACAGCCUCUGAACCAGAAUCAAACACAGACCGAGAAUCGGCCCAAGUCAUCUUCGGGACAGCAGCCUCAGCAGCAGCCACCGAUGGGUCAGUUCUCUCAGCCGCCUCUAUCUGCUAGCCUUCGGUCACCACGCCCACAAGGUGGUAGCAUCCAGCAGACUACCCUGACGGCUCCUGAUCAUCACGAGAUGCCUAUGCUAUCGCCUUAUAAUGCAGGUAGUUGGGCGUCCAUGACCAAUACGCCUAUGGUGCCCAAUUUCACUCAGGCUGGCAACCAGAAUGACAUGAUUGCCAACGCCACUGCGAUGAAGCUUGCAGCCCUCUCCACCGUCAAUAACCGAAUUGCGCUGGACGAUGUGAAGAAGUACCGGCGUGCGCGGUCCAAUGAACCACAUCCACCGCUUUCUGCAGGACUACAGGCAUCUGGCAUCCCAGGCAUCAACACCAUCAUGGUCAAUGAUCAAGGCCAAGUGCUCAACCCGCAGCAGGUGGCCGCUCUGCAGGCUCAGCAAAUCGCUGCUGCGCAGGGAAGACGCUCACGGCCAAACUCGCCAGGCUUACCGAACCAUACCAGUCCUCUUCCACCUAAUUUCUCUUCCCCUCAGCAUAAUGGCUAUCUAGCUGCAUUUGAUGGCAGCAAUCCGAUGAUGAGUCCCGGCAUGGCUGGAUUGGUCGCGCCACCCUUGGGUCAGUUCGGCGUCGCUGGUGACGGCUACCUAUCUGAUCAUUCGGAGAUCGCUCGUGGGCGUUCUCCACGAGGUCGUCGCGGCAGCUCGAAGCCACCAGAGGAUCCUACUGAUCCUGGUCUGCUCGAGGACAUUCCAUCUUGGCUGCGCACCUUGAGACUGCAUAAAUACACGGACAAUCUCAAAGAUUUGAAGUGGCAAGAGCUCAUUGAGCUCGACGACAAGGGCUUAGAGGCUCGUGGCGUCAACGCUCUUGGCGCUCGCAACAAGAUGCUCAAGGUAUGUGUCUCGCUACCGGCGGUGUCGCAGGCGUUGCUAACCACCGCAGGUGUUUGA